AUGUCCUCGAUAGCUAUCCCAGCCGCCGACCUCCAGUCCUUCUCCGAGUACUUGAAAGGCUGCAAACGUAUCCUCGCACUUCUCGGAGCUGGGCUCUCCGCGUCGUCCGGCCUUCCCACCUUCCGAGGCGCAGGCGGCCUUUGGCGCUCCUACGAUGCCACCUCCCUUGCGACACCGAGCGCCUUCAAUGCUAACCCGGGUCUGGUUUGGCAGUUUUAUAGCUAUCGGCGACACAUGGCGCUGAAGGCGGAACCCAACCGAGCACACUACGCGCUAGCGGAGCUGUCGCGACGGAAUAAAGAUUUUAUCACCUUGAGCCAGAAUGUCGAUGGUGCUGACCAGAUUAUUUGUCUCUCGCAGCGAGCGCACCAUCCGCCGGAACAGCUACAUCUGCUCCAUGGCUCCCUCUUCAAUAUCAGAUGCACCUCCUUCUACUGCGACUACUCCCGGGAUAACGACUUCACGGACCCCAUCGUCCCGGCUCUAGCCAUCCCAUCCCAAACCGCGCACCCCGACCCCUCCACCAUCGAUAAGACUGGCGCAGAAGCGUCCCAGUCGCUUCAGAAUGCACUCUCCCAAAGCAGAGCAGGACACGAAGUCGAUAUCUCCGACCAGCGCAACCCUAUCCCCGAGCUAACCCCAGCCAACCUCCCCCAGUGUCCGAAGUGCAAGAACGGUCUGCUCCGGCCGGGAGUCGUUUGGUUUGGAGAGAGCUUACCCGCUGGCACGCUGAGGGCGGUGGAUAACUGGAUGGAAGCUGGGCCCCCGGUCGACCUGAUGCUGGUUAUCGGCACGAGCUCUCGCGUCUGGCCUGCUGCCGGGUAUGUGGAUGAGGCGCGGGACAAGGGUGCUCGCGUCGCGGUGAUCAAUAUGGACCCCGAUGAUCUCCCUGGCAGUGGGCUGGAUCAUGGAGACUGGUUCUUCCAGGGGGAUGCGGGUGUUAUCGUGCCAGAGAUUCUCAAGAGCGUGAUUGGAGAGAUUUGA
Molecule: messenger RNA, 984 nt
Organism: Penicillium lagena
Lineage: Eukaryota; Fungi; Ascomycota; Eurotiomycetes; Eurotiales; Aspergillaceae
Product: SIR2 family NAD-dependent protein deacylase
Exons: 2
Coding region: 1-984 (327 amino acids)
Molecular function (GO): NAD+ binding; protein-succinyllysine desuccinylase activity; protein-malonyllysine demalonylase activity
Source: RefSeq, a predicted model, not a curated record